Apus apus (common swift) is the source of this 1395-nucleotide messenger RNA. RefSeq names its product dickkopf WNT signaling pathway inhibitor 3 (gene DKK3). The transcript has 7 exons. Gene Ontology annotation, molecular function: receptor antagonist activity; co-receptor binding. Gene Ontology annotation, cellular component: extracellular region. NCBI's taxonomy places the organism in Eukaryota, Metazoa, Chordata, Aves, Apodiformes, Apodidae. The coding region runs from base 16 to 1065 and encodes 349 amino acids. The record is from RefSeq and is a predicted model, not a curated record. Gene Ontology annotation, biological process: negative regulation of canonical Wnt signaling pathway; multicellular organism development.
GGCCGGAGCGGCGGGAUGCGGCGGGGAGCGGGAGCGGGAGCGCGGCGGCGAUGGCUGGUGCUGGCGGCCCUGCUGGGGGUCCUGCGCGGCGCCGCGGCGGGGGGCGGCGGGGGCCGGCGGGCGGCCAGCCUGGGCGAGAUGCUGCGGGAGGUGGAGGCGCUCAUGGAGGACACGCAGUACAAGCUGCGCAACGCGGUGCAGGAGAUGGAAGCUGAAGAGGAAGGGGCAAAAAAACUGUCAGAAGUAAGUUUCGAAAACUUACCUCUUAACUACCAUAAUGAGUCCAACACGGAAACCAGAAUUGGUAAUAAAACUGUUCAGACUCAUCAAGAAAUUGAUAAGGUUACAGAUAACAAAACUGGAUCAACAGUUUUUUCUGAGACAGUUAUUACUUCUAUAGAAGAUGGAGAAAAUAAAAGAAAUCAUGAGUGUAUCAUUGAUGAAGACUGUGAAACAGGGAAAUAUUGCCAGUUCUCCACCUUUGAAUACAAGUGUCAGCUCUGUAAACCCCAGCAUACACGUUGCUCCCGGGAUGUUGAAUGCUGUGGGGACCAGCUUUGCGUUUGGGGUGAGUGCAGGAAAUCCACUUCAAAGGGAGAGAACGGCACCAUUUGUGAGAACCAACAUGACUGCAACCCUGGAACAUGCUGUGCUUUUCAGAAAGAACUCCUGUUUCCUGUGUGCACACCAUUACCUGAAGAAGGUGAACCCUGCCAUGACCCUUCAAACAGGCUUCUCAACCUGAUCACCUGGGAACUGGAACCUGAUGGAGUGCUGGAGCGAUGCCCAUGUGCAAGUGGCUUGAUCUGCCAGCCUCAGAGCCACAGCACUACAUCUGUGUGUCAACUGUCUGCCAAUGAAACCAAGAAUAAAGAGAAAGAAGAUCCCUUAAUCAUGGAUGAGAUGCCAUUUCUCAGCUUGAUACCCAGAGAUAUUCUUUCUGAUUACGAAGAAAGCAGCGUCAUUCAGGAAGUGCGUAAAGAAUUAGAAAGCCUGGAGGACCAAGCAGGUUUGAAGCCUGAGCCUGACUCAGCUCAUGACCCGGUUUUGGGAGAUGAAAUUUAAAAUCCAAACACCAGACAGUUUAGUUUUGUUAUUUCUAGGAAUUUUUGUCUUAGUGUCUCGCUUACGUAAACCCUAAACACAUACUGCUGCAUAGAAGUGCAAUAAAUAAGGUCUUGAAUAAGCAUCCAUUUCUGUACACCAAACCUGCAUGUUCCAAUUCCUGUUGAAUUAAUUCAGUCCUUGGAUCAACCUUCUGUCAAAGGUAAAUGAGAAAUAUGUUACUUCUGGAUUAGUAGUUGCCCCUUGUACGUUAGAAAAACUUAUCAGUAUUUGUACUCAUUAAAAAAUACAUAUAAGCAUAAAUAAUCUUAUUAAUAACUACAGAAGUGA